GCCAGAUUUAUCACAAAGAAGGGCACUCAUGUGAAACUGGAGAGGUGGAAGAUCACAAAAUCAGAGUUGGUUUAGUUUCCUGGUUGCUAUGAAAAGAGGAUGAAAUCACACAGAUCUUCCUGAGAGAUAACCAAUUGGAUACUGGACAAACAAACAAAAGGAGUAAUCAGACUCCACUGACCUGUUUAACCUUGAUUGUGAAGGAUGAAAAGCAGCAGCUGCUUUCUGUGGAACAGGGCUUCUGGUGGCACUUACUUCUUUCCUUUUGGAUUGUAUUGACAUAAAGACACCAAGAUAUUGAACUGAUAAUGUUGUGAGUUUAUACAUGCCAGACUGUUCCAUCACUUUUUGAAGCAGCAGCUUUGGUAAUGCACUGCUAACAUGGCUGAACAAAGGCAACGUGCUUUGUCAACAUCAGGGGAAGCAUUAUAUGAAAUCCUGGCCCUAGAGAAGGGAGCAACACAUGAUGAGAUUAAGAAGUCCUACAGAAAACUGGCUCUGAAAUAUCAUCCCGACAAGAAUCCAGACAAUCCAGAAGCUGCAGAAAAAUUUAAAGAGAUCAACAAUGCUCAUGCAACACUGACUGAUCUGUCCAAGCGAAACAUAUAUGACAAGUAUGGAUCGUUAGGGCUCUAUGUGGCAGAACAGUUUGGUGAGGAAAAUGUUAACACCUACUUCAUGCUCUCAAGCUGGUGGGCAAAGGGUCUGUGUGCAGUCUGUGGCCUGCUGACGGGCUGCUACCUCUGCUGCUGCCUCUGCUGCUGCUUCAACUGCUGCUGUGGAAAGUGUAAGCCCAAAGGACCCGAAGGGGAAGAACAGGAGUUUUGUGUGUCUCCAGAAGAUUUGGAAGAGCAAAUUAAGAAUGACAUGGAAAGAGAUGGAGAAACUCCUAUCAUGCUUCAGCCGACUAAUGCAACUGAGAAGACGCAGCUAAUAGGGGACAGCCACCGGAGCUAUCGCACAGACUCCUAGAGCAGGCAAACACGACCUGUUGGUGCUUCCCACUGAGUGUCACAGAGAGAAAAAACACAUGAUAAGCUCUGCAGCCUGUAUUUGUAGUUGCCUUUAAGCUAAUCAAGAGUAAUUUCCUAUAAAGGCAGAAUCUCCCUCUAGGCCACUUCCAAUAGGUUGAUACCUGCACUCUGCAAGGAGAUACCUAUAGCCAGUACAGAGCUCUACAGACCAGCAUGCCGGUCUCUCACGGCUUCACACUGCCACGCUUGGCGUGGUCUUUCCCUCUAAUAAUACUCCCUUUAGUACGGUUGCUCUUCUCCCCACCCUCAGCUGUGGUUUCACCUCCCAGACACAGUCCCGAGUCCCUUUCCGGCGCACCGGCUCCAUCUCUCCCUGCACCAGGAAAGCUCCUCGCAUGCAGCAGUUUUGCUGGAUGUGACAUGUUCCUGCGAGGGAGCCCUGGAAAUGCUCUUUAGCAGACCUCAGAGGGAAAGUUGGUGGCAAGGCAGACAGAGCUGUCGUCCCAGAGAGGAAAGGCUCUUCGGAAAGCAAAUGGCAGCUUGCUGGGGCCCAGCCCAGCACUUAUAAACCUGAGCCAGGACAAAGUGCUCGGGGAUCAUUCUGCUGGUGCUGACAACACAGGUCAGUCCAAAUCCAGGAGCCUCAUCCAGCACCAGAAGCACAGGUAGGCUCUGUGUCUUCCCCUGCACAAGUCGCAAACCCAGGAGAGAGUGGGCAAAUGCCCCGUGGAGCGGGAGGCUGGCCCUGGGCUGCCCCAGAGCCGCUCUCCUCUCCCCAUAGCCAGGGACAGCCCUGUGGCAAAGCUCCUCCGAUCCUGCCAGGACGGGCCUGCCACCCAUGCCGGGUGGCCCCGGCUUCUCUGGCUGCAGCUGCAAUGUGGUGAAAAUUGGUCCCCAGCCAACAGCUUUCUGCCGGCUUGCUUAUUCCGCCGUGCCUCUGGCUGCCGGCCCCGCUGCCCCGCCGGCACUGGGCUGGGAGCCAUCGCGCCAGUGCUGGCACCGGGGCUGUGGGAGCAGCAAGGACUUGGCAGGGCAGGCAAGCAGCAGAGGAGCGGCUGUCCUCCUCAGCCCAGCUCAUCGGGGCAAGCCCGGGUCCUCCCCUCUGCCCCAGGCACAGGGGCUUUAAAAGCACGUGGUGUGAUUUUAAAUAAAGAGGUAGGGAUGAGGCACGUGUUCAGGUGUACCACUGCACAAAUCAGAUACAUGUAGGUAUGGCUAAAGCAGGCAUGAAGAAAUUAGGCCCCCUAAUUUGUAAGAGCCGAAGAAAUACUUCUUAGAUCUUAAACUUAGCACUUCACUGGUUUGACACAGUAGUUUAAGCCUUAGAUAGCUGAAUUUCUCCUUAUUGAUCAUGUUACAUCAAUCAUUGUCAGUUCUCUGCAUUUGCUAUUUUUGCUCCUCUAAUCACAGUGCUGUGGUCCAAAGGGGGAUGUAAUGUACCACUAAAUUAUAUAGACCAGUGAAUAUAUAGCUAGUCAAAAGUGUUAUUCCCUUCCUUAAAAUUGGAUCCUGCGGUUGUGAAACAUCAUUAUCUCCCUUCUAUUCUCACCUUUCACAUCAAAUGUCAUUCAGUGGCAACUAAAUAUAUGGGAAAAGAGUGUGUUUCAUAGCACCAGCUAUAACUCCAAAGUCAAGAAAUACUACUUUCAACAUUUCUUUAAAGUUCCCAUAGCACAUGGACAUUUUAAAAGCCAUUAAUUCCAGUUCAGGUUAUAUAUCUCUUGCCCAGGCGCAGGCACUGGGGCCAGCUAACGUUCACAAUGCCCUCAGAAACAGCCUUAUUUUUCUGCUUCAGAGAAGAGGGGAAGUCCUGGCAUGGCUGGGGUUGUGCACAGGCACUCACUUCCCUCCCACCCAUGGGCUCCUCUUUGUCCUCAGUUGCAUGUCACAAAUAAUUUCAGAGGCCACUCAUACGUACGUAAAUCCAGACCGCUGUCCUGCCUGCCUAGCGGUGCCAGGGGGAUGUGCCCAUCCAUCCCAGUGGUCCCAGGGAGAGGGGGUUGGUGGCACCAUCCUGCUGCUGAGGGAGACGUGACCCCAGAAGACACGUUCCCAGCGCUAGCCAAGUGCCGCACACCUUCCUGCCGGGUGGCUGGAUCAGACGGCAUGUGCACUGGGGUGCUAGUGCUGCGAGACGGGCAGAGCACAGCCCGCUGGGCACAUGCUGGGGGACACCAGCACCCACUCACCCCAGCGCACCCACACGCAUCUUUUGGCUUUCUUCACUAUUCCCCUUUGCACGGUGUUUGCUCUGGUGUAAGAUGUUAUCACCAAACAGAGGAGUAGGGAGAGCACAUAGUAUGUAAUAAAUCUGCAGGUGAAGUGAUUUUCUAAGCUUCACUGUCCAGGAGAGAAAUUCACUGUGAAAGUGUGCAAAUGCUAUGUAGUGACUAUGUCCAGCAGAGAGCUGGAAAAGGCAUUGGGAGAAAGUAAAGCUACACAUUAUACCUGGAAUCCUUUCCCAUGUGAAAUCCCUCCUCCUGCUCCCAUCGAAGUCACUGAGAAUUGCACCCUUGAUUUCAACAACAGCUACAGAGCAGGCCCAAAGCCAGGGAGGGGAAGGUAAAUCCGAGAUUAGCAAAAGUGGUUGAGGAAUUUUUUCACAUGCAACACCUUUGAUGUCCCUCAGGACCCCACUCUAUGGGCCAGAGCCAAAGUUUACUGAAAUGAAGGAAACGAUCUCCAUGGGCUUGAGAUGUACCACAAGUCAUGUGGUUCUUAUUCGCUCUUUCUAGAUGAGAGGUUUUUCUUGGGAAAGAUUUGUGACUUGAUCUCACAGUGUGAUGCAAAGAUGGACAAGCUGCUGCAUGCUUGCAAAGGCCUUUUACAGACAUGGGGAUCUGUACAGAAGAGCCACAACAUAUUAUCUCAGUUAGCCAAAAACCUCAGAACAAACCAGUGACCAAGCCUCUGAGUGGGUUCUCCAGGAGCUGUGGCUUGAAAAUCUGAGUGUCUGAACCCAUGGUUUAAUUCCAAAGAGGAAACUUAGUUUUCAGAGUACCAGGGCAUUUACCUCUCUCACUGCUGUCUAGAUCAGCUAUUCUGAGGACAUGUGGAGAAAGGAUGAAUAAGGAUUUCAGGACUUAGCUCUUCAAUGUGAUUUUACUCAUUUGUUUGCUUCUCAGAAAAGUUCCUAACGUGAACAUAGCUAUGAUUACAUGAUCUGUUUCUGUGUAAAGUUCAGUUGCGCACCCAUUAAUCUUUUCAAAAUGUACAGUCUCAAAUUUUUGUUCUGUUUUGCUGCAUUUAUUUAUAUGUAAAGUACUAUAUGUUCAAAUCUACCUUUGCUGUCAACCACUCUGACUAAUAAAGGU
Messenger RNA from Aquila chrysaetos chrysaetos, 4288 nucleotides. It is a transcript of the gene DNAJC5B, whose product is annotated as DnaJ heat shock protein family (Hsp40) member C5 beta. The record is from RefSeq and is a predicted model, not a curated record. NCBI's taxonomy places the organism in Eukaryota, Metazoa, Chordata, Aves, Accipitriformes, Accipitridae. The transcript has 6 exons. Bases 382 to 972 code for a protein of 196 amino acids.